Pestalotiopsis fici W106-1 is the source of this 1212-nucleotide messenger RNA. RefSeq lists its product as uncharacterized. Lineage: Eukaryota; Fungi; Ascomycota; Sordariomycetes; Amphisphaeriales; Sporocadaceae. The record is from RefSeq and is a predicted model, not a curated record. Gene Ontology annotation, biological process: nuclear polyadenylation-dependent rRNA catabolic process; U4 snRNA 3'-end processing; nuclear polyadenylation-dependent mRNA catabolic process. The transcript has 2 exons. Bases 1 to 1212 code for a protein of 403 amino acids. Gene Ontology annotation, cellular component: nuclear exosome (RNase complex); cytoplasmic exosome (RNase complex).
AUGGCAACGACACAGCACCUCCUCCUCUCGCCCGCCGAGCUCGCCUAUCUUCACAGCACCCUCAGUCUGCACCCACCGAUACGGCCAGACGGUCGCACGGCGUCGCAAUUCCGACCGCUGACGGCCGAGACGGGCAUUCUGCCCGGCACCAAUGGCUCCGCGCGCAUCUGUUUCGCCGACGGUACCGAGGCCAUUGUCGGCGUCAAGGCCGAGGUCGAGCGGACCCGCAUCUCGCCGUACGAGGACGCCAAUGGCAACAUGAGAGAUGGCGGCAGCAGCAGCAGCAGCCGGACAGAGAGAAAUACCAGCAGUAAGAGUGGAGAGGCCAAAGACGACGAGGAUCAGGAAGCGGCCGAGACGGAGGAGAAUGAUACAGUCAAGAUCAAGGGAUCCAAGGACUGGGUAGAGGUCAGCGUCGAGGUCCCGGGCUACAGGGACGACGAUAGCGCCACCGUCUUCCUGUCGACCAUGCUCAGCGAGGCGCUUCUGGCCGACGGAGAGUUCACGAGGCGGUUAUGGAUCAACCGCCGGUUUCAUUGGAAGAUGUACCUUGACGUUAUCCUCAUCUCACCACCUCUUUCCUACCCGCUUCCCCUGCUCAGUCUAACCACACAUCUCGCCAUUCUCUCGACGCGCCUGCCGAGACUCAAGUCCGAGGCCGACGAGGAUCCCAUGUUCGACGAUGACUGGGACGCCUCAAAGUACAUUUACCCGCGCACUGGUAGCGAAAGCCGAUCCACCUCUAUGCCGCCCAUUACGCUACUAGUCAUGGUCGUCGGUGACAACAUCAUUUUCGAUCCGUCCAAAGAGGAGCUGGCCGUGGCCGACACGGCGCUGGCCGUAUCGGUAGGCGAGGGACAGGUGCAGCAGGACAAGAACAACGAUGCCGCCAUGGACGUGGACGACAAGUCGCAGCCGAGCCGAAAGCUGCGGCUGCUGUCGGUCCGCAUGAUUGAUCCGCCCUCGAGACUGACGCCGCCGGGCGUGCCCAACUCGGUCAAUGCUUCGGCGUGGGGCCAGGGCGGCGGCAGUGCGGCACAGAAGAACCCGGACGCCCGACAGGCGGAAACGGCAGAUGUGGCUGGUGUCUGGAAAGCGCCCAGAGGUGGUAUCAAGCCAGCCGUGCUGAGCGCCAUGGUGGCAAAGGUGCUGGAAAAGGGCGGCGUUGCUGACGAAGUAUUAGAUGGCCUCGAUGGAGUAGAACUAAGCUAA